AUGAAGUUACUAGCUCUCUUAGCAUUAGCUGCCUCGGUGUCUGGGUUCUCUCUUGGGAACCUCAAAGACGUUCAAUCCCCACUCCUUAACGCUGCUGGUGCCGGUUCGGACGCAGAAGUCCUCGCUGGUCUCAAAUUUCAAUUCCCAUCGGAAAUGCAAUCACUUUCCAAGGAAAACCAAGAAUUGAUGAUCGAAAGCUGGGCUCAAUUGCAAAAUGAACACUCCUUAGACAAAUUGCAAAGCAAGGUUACUCAAUACUUGAAACUGAGAAAACCUGUUUCUUCUAAAAAUUUAAACAAUAAACUUAAGAAUUUUGAGACUUUCUCCGCUAGUGUUAACAACUUCGAGAUUUUCACCUCAUCCGACUCCAAGUUCGACAACUAUGCACUUAGAGUUAAAGAAAACUCGCCAGAAAUCUUGGGUUUAGAUUCGGUCAAGCAAUUUACUGGUUACUUAGAUAUUAAAGAUGUUGACAAGCAUUUCUUCUAUUGGUUUUUCGAAUCCAGAAAUGACCCAGAAAACGAUCCUGUCAUUCUUUGGCUCAAUGGUGGACCAGGCUGCUCUUCCUCCACUGGGUUGUUCUUCGAGUUAGGUCCUUCCCUGAUUAAUGCGGAAUUGCGUCCUGUAUACAACCCAUACUCCUGGAACACCAAUGCUUCAGUUAUCUUUUUGGACCAGCCUGUCGGAGUUGGCUACAGUUAUACUGGAGGAGAAGAGGUCAAAAAUACCGCCACUGCUGCCAAAGAUACCUAUGUCUUCUUAGAAUUAUUCUUUCAAAAGUUUCCACAGUUCCUUAAGAAUAAAUUCCACAUUGCUGGAGAACUGUAUGCAGGCCACUAUAUUCCCCAAUUUGCAAGUGAAAUCAUAAACCAGGCUGACAGGUCUUUUGAAUUAAGUUCCGUGUUGAUCGGAAAUGGUAUCACCGACUCCUUAAUCCAAUAUGCUUACUACAGGCCAAUGGCAUGUGGGGAAGGUGGAUACCCACAGGUGAUUACCGACGAAGAAUGUGACAGGAUGGAUUCGCAAUAUCCAAAAUGUAAGCUUUUGACUCAACUCUGUUACAAAAGCCCCUCCGCCUUAACAUGUGUUCCAUCUACCGUAUACUGCGAAGGUAUGAUGAAGCCAUAUGAGGAUACUGGAUUGAAUCCAUACGAUAUUCGUAGAAAAUGUGAAGAUGAGGGUGGUAACUGUUACGUGGAAAUGGACUACAUGGAUGAUUACUUGAAUUCAGAAUUCGUCAAAAAUGCAGUAGGUGCUUCAAAUAUCGACAUUUUCACCCUGUGUGAUGACACUGUCUUUAGAAACUUCAUUUUAGACGGUGAUGAAACUAAACCUUUCCAACAAUUUGUAGCAGAAUUGUUAGAGAAUGAUGUCCCAGUCUUACUAUAUGCAGGAGACAAAGACUACAUUUGCAACUGGUUAGGUAACCAUGCAUGGAGUGAUGCAUUGGAAUACAGCAACCAUGAACAGUUUGCUAGUGAAAAGUUGAAGGAUUGGGUAACCUUGGCCGGCAAGAAAGCUGGAGAAGUGAAGAACUAUGGUAUCUUCACAUUCCUUCGAAUUUACGAUGCUGGACACAUGGUUCCAUAUGACCAGCCAGAAAAUGCCUUAGAUAUGGUGAACAGAUGGAUCAGUGGAGAUUAUGCCUUCAGCAAGACCAAAUAA
Molecule: messenger RNA, 1665 nt
Organism: Dujonia railenensis
Lineage: Eukaryota; Fungi; Ascomycota; Pichiomycetes; Serinales; Debaryomycetaceae
Source: the annotation of a GenBank genome assembly